Molecule: messenger RNA, 423 nt
Organism: Entrophospora candida
Lineage: Eukaryota; Fungi; Glomeromycota; Glomeromycetes; Entrophosporales; Entrophosporaceae
Source: the annotation of a GenBank genome assembly
AUGGCAAGAGUAAUUGCUCAAAUUAUAGUUAUCGGAAGUCAAAUAUUAGGGAAGGCUUUCAUAGAGGCAUAUAAACAAGCAGUAGCAAACGCGUCAAGAAAUAGUGGUGCAGCAGUAAAUAAUGGAGGGGGAGGCUCUUCGAGAGUUUUGGAUGCAUUAACAAGAAAAACCGGUAUGACUGUCGACGAAGCAUGUCAGAUAUUAAACGUGAAGAAAGAUAUUAUGAAUACUGAUCAGAUUACUAAGUCAAUUAUGAACAUCACUCUACAUAGAUCUCUAGCAAGCUUGGAUUGUUAUUGUUCAGGAAAUGAAAAACAAAAAUUAGAAACUGCUAAAUUAACACUACCUGGUACCACUAAAAAUAAUAACUGUGUUGUUGAUAUUAUUAAUGGUGACAUCAAUUUAAAUGAACUUAAACAAUGA